AUGGCCGAUGUCGAGAUCCCUAGACCAGAGGAGCAACAAAUAGCUCCUCGAACUCCUUACCAAGGUGUCCGAACCAAUGGUCGUUCAUUCAACUCUGCCAAUUGGCGUAUGAAGGGCGAAGAAAGUCCUCAGCCUGUGUCUCCCUCCCCACGAACCAAUACCUCUCGCUCCGCGUUUAGUCGUCCUGGAUCACAUGUGCCCCAAGCAAUCUCCGAGGGUCGUCGUCUGUAUGUAGGCAACAUGCCGUACACGGCCAAGUUGGAAGAUGUGCAGGCCAUCUUCACAGCCGCCCAAUUCCCUAUCGAGCGCAUUGAUAUUGCCAUUGACCCAUUUACCGGCCGGAAUCCCUCCUACUGCUUCGUCGACUUGAACACAAAAGAGGAUGCGGAGCGAGCCAUGAUCGAUUUGGAUGGGAAGGAUUUGCUGGGUCGUCCUGUUAAGAUUAAGCCCGGUGUGGCUAAGUCAUCAGCAGAGCGUGCUAGUGAGCAGCAGCAACAGCAGCAGCGAUCACCCUUUGGAUUGGAUCGUUGGCGUCGUCCCGAGGGUGAGAGCCCUAUCAAGUUCAACAUUAACCCCACCAACUCCAUCAACUCCGAUGCCAGUCAGCGAGUGUAUGUGGGUGGAUUACCUCGUGUGGCCGAGCCUGAAGUUGUGGAAGCCCAUAUCAAGGCUUUCUUCCAAGGAUACAAAGUUGAGAAAGUUAGCAAGCUGUUCACCCCGCACCCCGCUAAGCGAUUCGAUCCUGGAGAGCACUAUUAUCUGUUUGUGGAUUUGAGCAGCGUGGAAGAGGCUCAACGGGCCAUGGACACUCUCAAUGGAAAGCAAGGACCUUGGGGUGGGCCGAUCCGUGUGUCUCGGGCGCGGGGUACUACUACUAAGCCUGAAGAACGCCCUAGUUCCUCCGAGGCUGAAGUAUAG
Penicillium malachiteum is the source of this 918-nucleotide messenger RNA. RefSeq names its product RNA-binding protein. Gene Ontology annotation, molecular function: RNA binding. NCBI's taxonomy places the organism in Eukaryota, Fungi, Ascomycota, Eurotiomycetes, Eurotiales, Aspergillaceae. The coding region runs from base 1 to 918 and encodes 305 amino acids. The record is from RefSeq and is a predicted model, not a curated record. The transcript has 4 exons.